Molecule: messenger RNA, 16156 nt
Organism: Pocillopora meandrina
Lineage: Eukaryota; Metazoa; Cnidaria; Anthozoa; Scleractinia; Pocilloporidae
Source: the annotation of a GenBank genome assembly
AUGAGUAUUUAUGAUGGUGCUUUUUCAUUUUCAGGUGAGAUUAGAGAUGUGGUAAGACAUUAUGAAACUUUACAUACGGGUGACAUUUUUCAUGACAUUCACAAGAGAGAUGUCAACAACAAAGAAAAGACACUUUCUUUUACAACAUUAAACAGGUACAUAUUUUUUUCAUAGCAUUGUUUUUUUGUAAUUUUCUUAAACUUUUCUAGGAAUAUUAGCAUGUUCUGUUAGACGCCUAAUCAGCUGAAUCAACCCAAGCUGAAAAAAAGUUACUUACUUACUUACGUAUUCUGAGGAUCACAAUCAUUAAGUGACACCUUGGAAAAAAUAAAGCAUGGCCUGUACUAUGUUAACCUACAUAUACAGUGAGUGGUAAUAGGACUGGGUUUGUUGAGGAUGAUAAUACUCAUUUACAGAGUCUUUUUAAAACCCCUUCUCCCAAACAGUGUGGCACUUACAAGUAGGCUUGGUGUAAAUUUGUCUUUUAACCCUUAAAACCCUAACAGUGACCAGCAUCUUGUUUCUUCCUAUGAUAUCAUUCCUGAAUCACACAUUAGGGUCGCGAGAAUAAAGAAAAUCAUCAGCAAUAAAAGAAGCUCUUAAUUGUUAUCCAAAUUCUCCUUGUCAGAACCUUAGGAUAUGUAUCGAGAACAGAAUGGAGAAUAUACCUUCUGAUGUUAGGUGGGGAAAGGCUUGAACUCUGCAAAUUUGAAGAGUUGCUUGCAGUGUAUUGGAGAACAACUUUUUGUAGCUUCUUGUGAGCUCUCCAAACUUCCAAGUACUUUCGUAGCCUGAUAACUAUGUACAUGUAUGUACAAUUAAAAGCAUUAACUAAGUCUUUUACAACUUGUAGCAGGCACACAGGUUUAGUUUGAGUGCUGGUUUAUCACAAAUUGUUGAUGAAAAUUUACACCUUUGAAAAGGUUGUCUAGGGAAAUUUGUUUAUUUGAAUAAAUAAAAGGAAAUGCAAACAAUCAAAGCCCAGUUUUAGUCAAGUUUUGGCCCUCCAGAAAGAUUUUUCAUUCUUCAAAAUGAUGUUCAUAGUUGAUAAUAAUUUCUGUUCGUGGUACAGUUGCCAACUAUGGACUCCAGGAAACUUGAUGUUUUCUCCUUAGUAAGAACAAAACUAUUAUUUUGAUGAACUGUACAGUAGAUAAAAAUUGACACCAUGAUGGCUCAAUAAGGAUUAUGAUGGACAAUUUUACUUGCAUCUUAUUUUCUAUUCUGUGUAUCUUUCAGGCAUUUUAGACUUCAUUUGACUCCUCACAGUGAGCUCUUUGCUGAAGACUUUCAUGCUUAUUCAGUGGCAGAAAAUUACCCUGAGAAAGAAGUUACUGUAGAUUUAGAAGGCUUCUACAAGGGUUAUGAUGAGGGUAAGAUUUUUAGUUGUAAAUGUAUUUUACUUUUAUGAGGAACUUCAUGGUGUUGAAAUGUAGACAUAUACUUUUUAUGAUACAGUGACAUUUUUAUCUCAGUGAAGGGAAAUUUCUUCCUUGGCUGAAUCCAAAUUUCCUUUGUGUUAGCCCAGAAAAUAAUUGAUUAGAGUCAGGGUAUGAUAAGGAGAGUAAGGAUCAACCAAGGUACAUAAAAAAUAUUGUUUCAGAUAUGAGAUUAAAAUUUAGCUGUGAUACAUUCAUGUAGAUUGCAUCCAUUUUAUUAUCCAGAUCCUUAAACUUAAACUGGGAUAUCUUAUAUGUUCCUUGUACAUCAAAACUUCAUUUCCUAAAGGUUAUGAUUAGUAAUGUACUCUUUCAUCAAUCUCUCAUACAGUAGUUCAUGGUGUUCCCUUGGAAAAACUGAUCACUUUUGGAAACAGAUAAUGUCUGUAGACAAAUAUCUGUACAUAUUUGCAAGCCAAAUGAAGGCUUUUGUAUAUUUUAUAAGUGCAUCGUGAUUGGUUAUUGCCUAUGAUCUAGUGGGAGACAGAUGUGAAGAUGACAUCACCAUCAACAAAAUUUUUCUUCUUUAUUUUGUAAAACAAAAAGAUUCCAUGUUGCAGUGGGUCUGUACAGUAGUAGUUCACAGAGGUAUCCAAUCACUUCAUCCCAUGAUCAUUUCGCCCCCAGUCACUUUGCUGACUGCAUUAGUUAAUAAAUCUGAACUGACAUAAGUUCAAAAUCAGUCCAACUCUAACAUCAAAACAAAAAGUUCAUGACAACAUUUCACUAAUUUCUUACAUGGAGUGAAGUAACUUUUGUAUAAAGGGAAGUAACUUUUGUAUGAAGAGAAGUAACUUUUGUCUGAAGGGAAGUAACUUUUGUAUGGAGCGAGGUGACUUCGAUUAUGGAGCGAACUGACUUUUGGUUGGAGCGAAGCGACUGGGGGUGAAAUGACCAUGGGGAGAAAUGGCUGUAAUUCGUCACAGAAGACUGUUGCUGUCACUAAAUUUAUUUCCUAAUUACACAGUUUUUUCCCUAUAGUUUGGUAUUCCAAAAUUUAAAGCUGUGUUAUGAAUCUAUUGACCCCCCCCUUUUUUUUUCAAUUUUGCAACCAAUUGUUUAGAUGCUCAAGAUAAUUAGUUUUUAUAGAAUACUCUUCAUGCAACUCUUUGAUACAGGUGACUCAACAUCAAGGGCAAGAGUUCAUGUUGACCAUGGAAUCAUUACAGCUUCUAUUGCGACAAAGGAUGACAUUUACAUUGUUGAGGUACAAACUGUGAUUUUCAUGUCAGCGAACUUUAUUGCUUUUGAUAUAAAUGAAGAUGGUUAAUUUUAAGCCUGGUGAUUUUAAGUGAACAGUGAUGUUGAUCUGUAACUGACACAAGUAUACUUGGAGGAAAAAAAACUCUAAUGCUCCCAUCAGGAUGAUUGCAGGUGUGACUCCUAUUGGGAACUCUUGGCAUUCUUUCUCUCCAAGUGUGCUGGUAUCAUUUGCUGAUAAACCCCUCUGUUCAUUUUUGUUUUAGAAGUUCUUAUUUUGUGUAAUAAUAUUUUAAUUUACAUUGUGGCAAAUUCAAAUGGGGCCUCUCAAUGUUUUUAAUAAUAUAUAAUCAGGAACAAGGAGUUUUUAAGUCUGCAGAAUUAAAGCAAUUCUGUAUACUCAACCCAAACAAAGGGUUCACAUAGAUCUCUUACACGAUCAUCUUGUAGUAUUCUAAUAGUCUCUGAUCUAUUUCAUACUCAGACUGAGCGCUGAAAAAAAACACAAUGCAGCUGUCUCAGAUAAGAUACUGACAGUUAAUAACAUAUGAAUUAAAAAAAACAUGUGAAGAUAACAUUUUGGUUCUAAGCUUGCAAGAUGUUACUUUUAAAAAAUGUUUGUCUAGGCCAUUGAUAUUCUUCAGGGAGCUAAUAAGAUUUCAGAAUGACUCGUUACCCAUAGAGUUUGACAAGCCAGGAUGUGUUGCAGUUUAUACCAGAUAAAUCCAGCUAAUUUGAUAUCAACUCAUAAUUGAGUGGAGUCUUCUCUUGGAACUGCUUACCACUAGGGGUUAUUACUUAGGAUGUUUUAAUCUCUUUGAUGAGGCCAGUUUGUGAAAAGCACAGAUUGUGAAUUUUAUUCGAUAGACUAGUAGUAUAUUGUUGUUUUUGUUUUGUUUUGUAGCCAGCAUGGCGACAUAUUGCUGGCUCUAGCCAGGAUCAGAUGAUAUCUUACAGACAUUCUGAUGUGAAAUCCAAUAUAACAAAUGCCCAAGGCCAGGAGCCUAAUGUGUAAGUUGAAAAAUGCUAUAAAUAGUUAAAAUGUCCACAAAUAUGGAAUGAAUCACAUAACUUGUAUAUACAUGUAUGUUCUAUGUCAGAUUCUAUUUUCCAUAGUUGAUCAAACAAUUAAGUUUGUCAUACUAAUUAAAAGUUUUAUCUGGGUGUACUGAUUCAUGAUCACUUUUCCUCACCUAAAGUAUGCACUGAGCAAAUUUUUCAAUUCUAAAGUUUGAAAAAUUUUUUAAAUUAAUGAACCCCAUAAUAAGCAUUUAUGUCAAUUACUCUUUGCUGAUUGAAUGCAUUCAGGAAGGAAACAUGUUUACAGGAGCAAGGAGUAGAAUGUUGUUUGCUUAAUAAACCAUGAGAAUUUGAACUUCCUUGUUAGAUUUACUAAGUUUUUUUUUAAACACAAUUUUUUAGGAAGAAAAAAUUCAGUUUUUGUGGACAUGAUUCACAUCAUUCUCCUGUGCUUUAUGCAGAUGAAGAUGAUAGCCAUGGUGAGUGCUGUAUUUAUGUGACAAGCUAAGUCAGUAACAAUUCAUAGGGGCAAUUUCUUGACUGAACAGUUCAGACAUGUAGGGAGUAUUAUUAUUGUGAAACUUGGCUAACUUUGAGUACAAAAAAUAGAUGAAAUGUUGUGGUUGCUUUCCAGGAAAAAAGCCAAUGAAGGGUGACCACUGUAAACUGUAACCAGCAAUGUUAAUUAGAUCUGAGUUUUGCACUGAUUUUUUGUUAGCAGUUUCAGUUUCCAUGGGGAAUACAUGGUGGCAGACAGGAGGUUAUUGCUUUGAGUACUUCUUGAAAAAGAGUUGAAAAUAUGAAAAAAAAAAGGACUAACCUGAAAAGGGUAUAGCUCCUGAAAUUGAAUAUGUGUUGUUGUAUUAUCAGCACAGGGUACGUAUUCUAAGAGAAAAAGACGUGCUGCUCCAACAAGGAUAAGAUGUCGCCUUGCACUGGUUGCUGACUAUCGAUUCUUUACUGAAAUGGGUCGGGGAGAUACGAAGCAAACCAUCAAUUAUAUGGUAAGUUAAAACAGUCAUAGGCAUAAAAAUCAUUUUUGAUUUUUCAAAAAAUGUAAUCAUUGUCUUGUGAAAAAAUAACGAUACUGAUGUUGAUGUUAAUAUGAUUGAGUCACUAUUGGAGAACAAGAUGGUGAAGAGAAAAAUAGGGAAAAGUUUCCAAUACUUUGACUUACUUGGACAAGAUCUUAACAUCUGCUGCUCAAUCCAAGCAAAUGUGUGAUUUGAAGAACAGGAAACCUGGGGUAUAAUUUUGAAAAUUUGAGGAAAUGAUUUCAAGCAAGGUAUAUGUUGUGUGGAGAUAUCUAUCUUUUCCCUAAGCUGUUCCAGGUGAAUAUAACAUUGUUCCAUGUUAUCCAAAUUAGACACUUGCAGGAUUGAAUGAUUUUAAUUUGUUGAAAAGCUGAGAUCUGAUUCAACUUGAUAUUUCCUUGUGAUUUAUUUAUAAAAUUAAUGUUUAUUAAUAGCAAUUAUGUUUUCUGUACACACAGAUUGGUGUCAUAGACAGAGUGGAUUCCAUUUUUCAAAGAACUGCAUGGUCAGAGGAAUACAAAGGAUAUGGAUUUGAAAUUCAAAAAGUAUCAAAUAUAUGUUAUGAUUCUUAAGGUCUUUAGCCAUUCACUCCCAAGAUAUCAUCAGUAAAUCCCCUUACUGGUUCCCAUACAAUUCUUUUGUCAUUAGUUCAGAGAAUUUGGUGUUGGAUCAGCUAAUAAUCCUAAUCAAAACUAUGACAAAAUUCUUGAAUGUGACUGGUCAUCACCCACUCAAUUUGAGCACUAAUAGGACAGAGUAUGCGUCAUGCUUGUAAUUGGACAGUGUAAUAGAACAUAACUCCUUAUAGGACAGUUUAAGGGACAGUUAACCUGUCAUGCUUGUGUAAGUGGAUAGAAUGCAUCAUGUUCUCGCAGAGUUAACUGUUGUUUUUUUUUUUCUCUAUGAAAACAUCCAUAGCCAGUUUUUAGUUUCUCAAAUUUUGUCAUAGUUUUGAUUAAUUGGUAACAGGACUUCGUGUCCAAUUCUGUCUGUAAUGUAUACUUGUGAUAAACAGAUCAGACUCCCUCUUUGUGGUCAUCUGAUUUUGUUACACACCUGUAUGAUUAUAGACAGAAUUGGACUCCAUUCAGUCCUAUUACCAUUAUUAAUUGAUAUUUUAUUUGUUCCCAUCUCUUUUCUGCUUGAUAUUAUAUUGUUUAAAGCUUAAAAUAGAUAUCUUGAAACCCAGAAUCAAUUGUCCACAGUAGAACUUUACAACCAAGAUGUUGUCUAAGUGUGUGAUUAUGGCUGAUUGUGACUGUUAAGCUGCUCUGAAUGUAAUGUAUGAGAUGGACACAAGCAUGUGUGCCAUGUAGAAUCAGAGAAUACUCUUUUAGAUUUAUUUGUAUGUAGAUAUAGUGGUAAGUAAUUAACAUCUACUUUGGAGUAAGACUGACAGCCUUGGUGGCCCUGUGUGUCUUGGUGGCCCUGUGUGCCUUCCUAACCUAAAUACUCUCAGUAAUUUAGUACAUUGUAAGUUACUUUGUUAUUACUCAAUCUUACUCAAAUUCUCUGUAUGAAAAAGUUGGUAGACAGCAGUUAAGGGUGCAUUCAGUAUUAGUACAACAUGUGUUUUACCCCCGCACAUAUAUUUCUUUUGUUUCUUUUGUGAGUUACAAAGAAUGUGAGCAAUUGCAUUGUAAAUCGUUUUGGUAAUUUGUUUCUAUCUAUAGAAAAAUUAUUUUAAUUUGUUUUAGUAGAGUAGUUUGGUAUAAGCUACCUGCAGAUAGAAGCCUACUCUUUAACAAACUUUAGUUUGCAACUGAAUAGUGUAUUGUUCAUAAUCUGGAGCUUAUCCAUUCACAGGUGUUAGUCCACAAGACACCUACAGGAGAAACAGACCAUUAUAACAAGGACACAAGUGCCAGCAAUCCAUGGGAAAUCAAGAAACUUCUCAAUGUAAGUUAUGUGACAAUGUAGUUGUGAGUUGCAAGUCUAACUAGUUUUAAGUCAUCCUUUUGGUUUUCUGGGAGGAAAAGGCAAAGAUGAUUUAGAUUAUUUUUUAAACUGUAAAUUUUUACAAAGUUUCUUGAUGAAGGUAUUAUUAUGUGGUCUCACAACAAUUGUGCUGAUAAAAUCUUGCAAACAGAAUCUUCUUAGUCCAUUCUGAUAUUCAUGCAUCAUUGUUUUUUUUCCCUCUCCUCAUCGUUGGGAGAAACUUAAUCUGUAAUUUGUGAGCAGAACUGAAAUUUUUCUGUAAAAGUUUCCCACCCCCUAAACUUAUCUUGUCCUUCAUGUUCAGUGUAGGGUAUUUUUAGUUCAUUUCAAUGCAGAGCUAUAUUAUAUUUGUCAGGCAUUCAGUCGGAAUGAAGAAUGGCGUCAAUACUGCCUUGCACAUCUGUUUACUUACCAAGACUUUGCUGAUGGUGUCAUUGGCCUGGCUUAUGUUGGCAAUCCUAAGAGCAACGCUGUGGGAGGAAUCUGUACAAAAAGUAAUGUACCUGCAACAACAUUUUUACAAACAAACUUAAAUAAAACAUAAUCCCCAAUGCUCAUGUCUGUACUAAAGAGUUUUAGAUCUAUGUUUGUUUCUGGGUAUGUGUUACUGCAGACCACUAGGAGUCACAAGUCACCCAUUUGCUGUUCGUGUUUGAACUUACGGCAAGGCCGUUUGGGUGGUCUUUUUUCUUCUUCCUGUUUGAAAGUUCUCACGCAUGUCCUGUAAAUAUAUGUGAGAUGAGGUCUCUUCUUUUUAGUAGACCAAAACCAAACUUCUUGCUACGUUAUGUGUUUGAAAUGAAGGACUUUCAUGCUUUUUGUAAUUCAAGAUGGUAGCACACAUGUUAGUUGUGAUGGCUUUAAAUUGUCAGGUGAAAGGUGACGUUGAUCAUAAAGGUUGAAAUCUUAAAAACUUCUAACUUCUAACCUCAAACCCCUAACCGCAGUUUGAGGUUUGUGGUUAACACACUAAAGGUAGAUCUAAAACUCUGCAGGAUCUAAUAACUUCUGAAAAAGUACUGUAGGACUGAAUUUAAGGUACAUCUACUUAUUAAACUUUAAUUCAGAGAAUAAAUUUAUCUGCGCUUUGACUUUUUUGAUUUAGUUUUUAAUUAGUAAAUUGCACAAAGAUGGACACAUAUGCUUUCUGAAAAUGAACUAUCUGUGACAAAAUGUCUACAAUGCAAAAUACUGGAAAGGAGAUGAUAUAUGACUGCAAUGAGAAUGUGGUUACCCCUUGCAUUGGUCCAGUUAGUCAGAUAUUCUGAUAACGUUCUAUUUUUGGUGUUUAGGGUAUUUCACAAAUAAUCGAUGGUUGUACCUGAACACUGGACUAAGUAGCAGUGUUAAUUGGGGCAGAAAACUCCUUACAGAAGAGGCUGACAUUGUUACUGCUCAUGGUACAGAAACUGUUAAACAAUUUUUUAUUUGGUCUAAACUGCAUGUACACUGCAAACAAGUUUAUUCCCUUUCAGUUUGUUAGUUUGGCACACUUAAGUUACAUGCCUUAAAUUUUGGCACUAUACUGCUGUUUGAUAACCAGAAAGGGUUAAAAGUCAUCAAUGUAUGCCCUUGGCAGGGUUUGCACAGUUCCUGGAAAACCUGGAAAAGCCUUGAAUUUUAUUUUGACAUUAUCCAGGACUGGAAAGUCCUGUAAAAAGGCUGCAGGUGCUUAACUCAAGCAAGACAUUAUUGUAGGCUGUAAGGAGAAUUGAUUUUGAACUCUUGGGAAUGGAGGGGUUGAAGGUGAACUUUGGAGUUCUGGAAAAGCCCCUGAUAUUUGUUGGCUAACAAGUUAUUACUGGGAACGAAGUAUAGAAAAUGUGGUAUGUUAUUUGUUGAAUGAACAACCGUCUAUUUAUGUCAUUCAUUUGAGAUGUCUCAAUUACAUAUUACAUUCAACCCAGUUGGUGCCACAGUCUCAGUCUGCAUGUUAUCUCAGAGAAAUAAUUAGUGAAGUACCUUAUUGCCUAUUUAUCAGGCCUGCCUAUUUAUAUUACGUUGCAUGAAUUAAUAGGCUUAUGUCACACUUGGUUGGUUUCUUAACUCUUAAGAAAGACAAUCAUUCGUUAAUUGGUGUCAAAAUGUUCACUAUCACCUUCAAUUAUUUUAAUUCUAUCAUUGUUGUCUUUUCUGUUUUAUGUCUGAUGGAUUACUCUCAAUGAUGAAAGAAAUUGGUAAGUGUAGUACACGAUGAAUCCUUGAUACUUCACUUUAUAGGAGAUCUUAGUAAAACAUUAUGCAACCUUACACCUGUUUGUACUGUGGGAAUUUUUCAUGCACCUGGUAUGGAGCCAGGUGUAAAUUACAGGUAUAAAAACAGUGGUCUAGUUCGGCUUUAGUGUCAAAAAAAUUUCAUCUGCCACAAGUUAAUUAAGGACAAUAAAGCGCCUUGAGUUUUGUUUAGCACUGCUCUGAGAAAAAGACGUACUCCAAGAACACCGACUCAGUGUUUGCUCUGACAAAUGGCUCACAUGAUUUAUCAGCUUUUCCAUUUUUUUCUUAAUGUCGAUUAAACCUCUGGGUGUAAAUUGUUAGUUCAUAAGUAUUCUAACCGAAAAAAAAACCACAAAUUAUGGCAUUUCAACUUGUUAUACUAACAUGAUGUCAUGCUCUCAAAGGCUAACUGUGGAGGUGAUCCAACCAAUCAUCAUAUAAUAUGAUAGCGUUUUAUUUGAUGUGCGCCACUGCUUAUUCAUUCUUCAGGACACAAUUUUGGCAGCGAACAUGACCCAGAGACAACAGAAUGUGCUCCACCAGAAUCUAAUGGAGGAAAAUUUAUCAUGUAUCCUGCCUCUGUCAGUGGACAGUGGAGAAACAACAAGGUACACAGACGCUCCACUGUAAUUUAACAGCUUGAGUAACUGAUAAACAUAUACACAAUCAAACUGAGUGCUAUUGCUUCUCAGGUCAACCGUUGGCCCAUAUUAGCGGACCACAUAAUGGAAUAUGGUGGAGAUGGUAAUGAAUGGGAAAGAAAUCGAGAAUUGAAUCACUCAGAUACUCCUUGAAAAAGGCUUAUAAACUGUAGUCGUUUAAAUGCGUGUAGUCUAUAGUCAAGCUGUGACUGCAAUGCUGCCAAUGCGUCCACGUGAUGGAAAUUAAUGAACCAUGGUUUCAAUUUACAUAGGCUAUCAUACCUUAUUUCCUUGAAUUGGCACCCACCCCCUCGGCCAUUAUGUCAAACCAGCGCCACUCUUGAAUAGGCGCCCUUCUCCUCCUUUACUUUCUCACAUGAGUAGGGCUACAAGAAAGAAUUGUUUCUGUCGACACCUAAUUUAAAACUUUUUAAGCUUCAACUACAGCGGAAUCACUUGCAGUUAUUUCUAUCUCCAUAUUGACUGUACGUCUACGCGGAUAAUGUUGUUGUUGUUUUUGUUUUAAAGAGUUAGCCAAAAUAAACUUACAGAAGGGAAAACGUUUUAAGCGCCUUCCCUUUAAGCCCAAAAUUUCGAUAGGCGCCCGGGCGCUUAUUCGAGGAAACACGGUAUUUUGGCUGUGAUUUCAUUAAAAUUUUACAGUCUUUGAUUUACUUUACAGCUGUUCUCUCCAUGCAGUAAGCGGAGGAUUCUAAAUGUCUUACAAUCCAAGUCGUUUUGUUUCUACGGUAUGUAAAAUUGAGAUCUAUCGUUUCAAGGAAUUUAUGGAAAAUAACGAAAUGAUCCUCACUGGUAGUCGAGGAAAUUUCAGAAAAAGAUGCUUGGAAAAAAAUUCAGGUUUUUACUUGGUUUCGAUACUUUGUCGAAGGACAAAGGAAUUUACCCGCUGGGAACAUGAUAGUUCGAAGCUCGGUUGGUUGCACCGCCCAGCUUGUAUUCCGGAAGCACGGGUUUGAAACACGGCGAAGUCUGAAUUUUUCAAGAUCUUUUUUGGGCAAUUUUUUUAGGUGUAGUUCGCAUAUGUAGACAUUUUGUUAUCUGGCAUCAUCUACUCGUCAAAAGAUAAUUUAUUUCAUUUACACGAGAGUAAUAUAUGCGUCAGUUCUAAGGCUGUCACCUACGGCAGGCUGCACAUGUAGAUGAAACUGUUGUACUAGUUCAGUAGUUGCAGCAGAAUGAGGCUUGUUUAUCUGAAUUCACUUACAAUCAGCCUAAAAGUGAAACGACAUUGUGAUGAUAGGUUUAGCAUCUGAGAGAAUUUUUACCCUAGUGAAUAAUGUUUGACCCCUAAGGCGUGCUUAUAUGAGAAUACCAAUGCAAGUAGUGAUUGUACAUGCUUACCACCUAACUGUAUGAUCUGUUCCAACACAGAACCAAGGGCUGAAAUCUGUGGUAAUUACAAGAAAGAAAAAGAGGAAGAAUGUGAUCCCGGUGGCAUAGGUGCACAGGAAAGCCAAUGUUGUACCGCAAACUGCAAGCUGAAGGACUCAGCUCUCUGCAGGUUUGUGUUCCGAGUUUCUUAACCUUGUUAUUUAUACUUUUCCACUUCGAUCUUGUUGAUCUCUGGUUUCAAAUUUCAGAAAACUUGAGCUUUCAGCUUCCAGUCUACAUUCUUAAAAAACUAAAAUGUACAAACACAAGGCUGGAAACAUGCGAAAUGAAAGUGUGAAAAAUUGUUAAUUUCGAAACCCGGUGGAAAGAAUUAUGUAAAGGGAAUGUGGAACAUUCUAAAAAUUGUGAAGAAAAAAAAAAAAUUUUAAGUUCGGUGAUGGAAUAAAAUUUUUAAGCAGAGAAUUCUUUUUACUGGAAUAUCCACAAUUAAUUUGUUAAAGAAGAUGUUUUUCAGUGAAUGACACAGGCAUAGUCUGGGAAAAAGAACUCCGAGUGCUCUCAAUAGGAGUCGAACCUAGGACCCUCCAAUUAGCACUUCGGAUGCUCUACCACGGAGCUUUAGAAGACUCGUUUAACAAGGUCCAUAGAGACAAACUUCCUGCAUACUACGAGGAUGUGAUGCUUAUGUGCAAUGAUGAUGUAAAGAGAGACAGUGAAUUUUAUGCCUGGUGUUGUUAGUGAAGGUGCAUGUUUUUUCAUACAGUGAUGGCUAUGACUCACCGUGCUGCAAGGACUGUUUGUACAACAAUUCCACGGGAAUUCUGUGUCGUGAAGCUGAUCCAACCACCUGUAAAGGCAGCACUUACUGUGACGGGAAGAGUGCCCAAUGCCCUGCAGCACCUAACAUGCCGGAUGGAGCUAAAUGCAUUGACAGGUUAAUAUGUUGUCCUUACUGGGAUGAUAACCACAAAUCAGUCAUACGUGUGCUGCUUACCUUUCUGUUUGACGGUUCAAAGAGUGCUGAUACACUGAUAACUCAUGAGAGUAAAAGGCUUUAGUAGAUAUUUACAUCAAACUGUUUGUAAUUUCAGUAACUUUGGGAAGUCGAAGAAAACUCUCUCAGCCAAAUAUCCUCUUGCAUUUCUUUACAUAAUUUUGGAUUAACGACAGCAGCUGAGCAACUGCGCACGAACCCCUUCCCCAACUAAAACAGUAGGGUUAGGGUUAGACCGAUGAGGUACUGAAAAGUAAACAAUCUAUGUGUGGCCAACAAAGUGAGUUGUUGAAUAUUUUCAGUGGGACAUGCCGAAAUGGAGUGUGUAAACCUUUCUGUGAAGCCCUUAAUCUGAAGCCAUGUAAAUGUUCCGGUGUGGAUGAUUCCUGUAAAGUUUGCUGUCAGGGAAGCAAUGGAAUUUGUGCUCCUCACAGAGACAACGAUACUGGUUCAACAUUGGACAUCCUUGAUGGGCGAUCCUGUCAGGGGGAGGGUCAGCAGGGUACCUGUGUCAAGGUGACUUACUUACUUGAGUAUAGCCUGCAGUGCAGUCGUCUUAUUAUAGCUAACGUCACAAGCUCACGAUCAUUUAUCCCACCUGCCAUGUUUGAUUUGAAGUGAGGGUGGACGGUGGGGGUAGGGGGCGGGGUAAGGGCGAGAAGACUCUUCACUCCCCCACCCCAAGUCCUCUCCUUAUUUUGACCGUCGACCGCCCCCUAGGUAAAAAAAUUUCUUUCUAUCUCCAGCCUUCCGCUGCCAUCAAAAUCAAAGAUGGCGGCCAUAAUUUUCGUUUAGAAAAUACUGAGCACUCGUUCGCCAAAAUUACGCCUGCUCUGCAGGCUAACUUACGUGGCGAAUGGUAUUUAAUUUUUAAACAACAACAUACCCAACAUACAACAUACCCUUCGCAAAGGGUAUGUGCUAUCCACGUGAUACUGACAGGUGACAUUCACUCAAUUUUGUUUGUUUGUUUUUAUCAGGGCAAAUGUGAGAAAUUAAGUCAAGAUCUUGUAGAGAGAUUUUGGACAUUUAUAACCACCCUGGACAGUAAUAUAGUCGCUCAGUUCAUGAAGGACAAUCUGGCUGGGACAGUUGUGGUGUUCUCAUUACUGAUUUGGGUUCCCGCCAGUUGUUAUGUUAAUCGAAUUGUAAGUGAAUUAGAACUAGUCUACAGACGGCCACAUGUAUCAGGCUUUUCUCACUCUGGUUGGCUUUAUUUUCCUAAACCCCUGUUUGCAUUACCUGUUACAACAAAUGCCAUAAACUUAUACUGGAAUUUAAAAAUACUGUUGUAAGGAGUAGGAAAAUCAGACCGUGAUCUACUACAUGUAGGAGGACGGAGCCAGUGGAGUUUGAAAUCAAUGAAUACUAACAGCAAAAGCUGGCCUCUGAGUAGUGAUUAAUUAAUAAAUAUUCACCGAAAUGGAGGUAGCUGGAGGUGAAUAGUCGUUUUAGUAUUUACUAGAACAGUGAGAUGAAAACAGCACAAAAAGAUGAUCAUAAUUUAUUCCUGCAAAGAUUGCGAUAUUUUCGGGUGCAAAUCUCGCCCGAGUUGCUCGAAGGUGAAUAGCCUCAGAGCGCGCCUUCGACGCUAUCCAUUGGCGUACAAAUUGACAUCGCUGUCUAUUUUGUGUAAGAUUCAUCGAGUGCACUGACCCUCGAUUAACAAUCACUUUCUUCUCAACAUGCUCAGCGAGGAGACGUAAAGGCAAAAAAACCGUUACGAUUUUACUGAAGUGUUUCUUCUCUUAACUAAUGUGAUAUUUAUGUUGUGUAAUCCUGUGUGUUUGGCGUGAUGUUUGUUUUUACACUUGUCCUAUUUUAUUUCCAAACUCGUGUUGUAGGACAGGAAGCAUGACAAGAGAGAAUCGUUAGAAGCGGAAUGGAGAGACCCCAAGGUAUACAAAUACAUGUCACCAUUUCUCCCUCGUCUCAAUUCAUACGCUCUAUAGUUUGUUCAUUCCCUUGAAUAGUAAUACAAAACAAACAAAUAAAUCUUCUCAAACAUUGGAAAAGAAAUGCGCGUGAUCAAAAAAUUACUUUCGAACUAUAACUGAUUUUUAACACUCGGUGAGGUUUCUCCAGUCAUGGAAAUGUCGUCUUGCGGUGUACAGCAGUGAUUCAGAUUCAAAUGGUGCUGUGUACCAAAGUUUGUCAGUCAGUGUGAUAGAAACCCUAUCAUGUCAGUACUAUUUUCUCUAACAAUCUUGAAGCUUUGGUCAAUAUACGAGGGGCAAACUGCCAUCCAUCCUAAAUGAAAACGAAACUUGUUUUCUGGGUCAUAACACGAAGCGCAGGAUCAGCUUCGAGAAAAUAUAAACCUGGGUAUGGCGUUGCUUCUAUCACAUAUCGCAAAAUAAUCGAGAUACUUCGAGCGCCCUGAUUGGCCAAGAACCUCUCUUUUAUUGCACCGGCAAACCCAUAGUUACUAAUAUAAGCGAUCCUCUCUUAACUAGUAGUUGAAAUAAGGCCUGAAAAAAUUUAGUAUGGGAUUUGAACCCGUGACCUUUGCGAUACCGGUGCAGCGCUCUACCAACUGAGCUAAUAAGACAACGGAGCGCUUUUCAUUUAGUUGGAUCCAAAUUAACCUACCUAGUGGUGAAUACUAAUUGUAAAUGUAUGAAAAUCAUAAAAGUGUGCUGCGGUAGAAGAAACGAAUGUAAGUGGUCCUCGCAGUUAUGAGCACUACUGAACUAGUAGUUGAAACAAGGCCUAAGGAAAAAAAAAUUCAGGCCCGUACGGGAUUUGAACUCAUGACCUGUGCGAUACCGGUGCAGCGCUCUACCAACUGAGCUAACAAGCCAAGUGGGAGUUAUUCAAUAUGUUGGAUUCAAUUAAACUUUCCAAGUGGUGAAUAAUGCCUGUAAAUAUAUGAAAAUCAUGUAUGUGCGCUGUGGUAGAAUACAUGAAUAGAAGCGAUCCUCGCAGUUAUGAACACUGUUGAACUAGUAGUUUGUAGAGCGCUGUACCGGUAUCGCAGAGGUCAUGGGUUCAAAUCCCGUACGGGUCUGAAAAUUUUUUUCAGGCCUUAUUUCAACUACUAGUUCAGUAGUGUUCAUAACUGCGAGGAUCGCUUAUUUUCGUUUCUUCUACCGCAGUGCACAGAUAUGAUCUCCAUAUAUUUACAGUCACUGAACCCAUAGUUAUUUUCUCAGUUAUAAGACAAUGAACGGCGCUUUCUAUCGGUUUCCAGCUCGUGAUUUUUCUCGUGUUCUCCCAACAUCUUGCAUAUGUUAUUACGCCAGUAGACCGAUAGAAAGUGUGGACUAUUGUAAAAAAUUGAAACUCUUCACAUUCUACCGCGCACCUGAUGCUAAGCAUUUUUGUCAUCCCGCCUACUGGUUCACUUUAAUAUGAUCAGCCGUACUCCGCUUAACAAAAUGUAUAUUAACAAGUUUCCGCUUCUUCAACAGAACACUCAGCUUCUUCGUCAGCCGGUGCCAACAAAUAAAGGAAAAUUUGUUUACAGGCAAGACUCUAUAACGAGAUCUUCACAAGCUGACAAGCCUUUCAAAAUUAAACCGAAGAACAUUAGGACGCACAGAACCCCUCAGCUUGAAUACACCGCACAAAGAGAGACUUACAUGUAGGGGGCUUUACGAAAGAAUACUUUGUCAAUCACGAAUCCAAAUUAGUCAGACUAGAUAAUAGCAGGGAAUGGGAGACAUUGAAGGACUGUUGUGCGCUCAUUUGGAGGUUAAUUCCCAACCAGAAUUGAUCUUAGCAUGGUGGUCAGUCGUGUUGCUGUAAAACUACUGAAGUAAAUAUAUACACGUGUGAACAACAGUACAUUCUGGAAAACUACCACAAUGUUCGGAAACGAAGAAGCUUCUUACCAAAAAAAAAAAAUUCAAGCGCGUAUUACUGAAAGCGUUCUGAGUUUGAUGCUCUUUAUGUUUUUUGCACACCAUAAGCUUAUUUUUUUUAGUGUGAUGUGGCAUAAGGCUAUGUUAGAAGCUGAGUAAGUUUUAUCGCAGUUGCUAGAAAAACAGCAGUAUGUUUUUAAUAGCCUCUUGAAAUUUCAAACUUACAUUCCGUCACAUGAUUGUCUCAUAAAGCAAUGCCGCGUCGAACUCGAAACAGGGUAUACGUAGAUUUGUCGUUGGCUAUUUCUGUUCAGUGAGAGAUGAACAUUUUAACGGUGUUGUAAAAACGCUUUUUAACACUUUGCUUUAUAAUAAAAUUUCAACUGGAUGCUGAACUGGACGUUGUUCUAUGGAUGUGUUAACAAUCUUGACGUUAAAUAUGAAAGUGAUCUUGCAAUGAACACCACUUGAGCAGUAGUGAAAACAAGGCCUAAAAAUAUUGUUAUAUAUUCAC